AUGGCGUCCGCCGCGAGCGCCAUGUUCAGCAGGGGCAUCGGCAACAGCUCGAGCAAGGAGAACAGCAUGCGAGGACUGGUAUCCUUCAUAGCAGACCUACGCAAUGCUCGAGCCCGCGAACUGGAAGAGAAACGCAUCAACAAGGAACUGGCGAACAUACGGAACAAGUUCAAGCAGGGCAAUCUGACUGGUUAUGACAAGAAGAAGUAUGUUUGUAAGUUGCUCUACAUCUACAUACUGGGCUGGAACGUCGACUUUGGGCACUUGGAGGCGGUGAACUUGAUCUCGGCGAAUAAAUACUCGGAGAAGCAGAUUGGGUAUUUGGCUGUGACGUUGUUCUUGCAUGAGAGUCAUGAGCUGUUGCAUCUGGUUGUGAACAGCAUACGAAAGGAUCUGGCGGAUCACAAUGAGCUCAACAAUUGCCUGGCUUUGCAUGCGAUUGCCAAUGUGGGUAGCAAGGAGAUGGGCGAGGCACUAUGCGCAGAUGUCCACCGACUACUGAUCUCGCCCACUUCAAAGCCUUUUGUGAAGAAGAAGGCGGCGUUGACAAUGCUGAGGUUGUACCGCAAGGUGCCGAGUAUUGUUCAGCCAGAGUGGAACGAGCGAAUCAUCGCGAUCAUGGACGAUCCAGAUAUGGGUGUGGCGUUGUCUGUCACUUCCCUGGUGAUGGCUCUUGCGCAGGAUGACCCGGAGACGUACAAAGGAGCAUAUACAAAGGCUGCUGUGCGGUUACGGAAGAUUGUGGUUGAUCACGAGUAUAUGGGCGAUUACGUCUACUACAAAGUGCCGUGCCCGUGGCUACAAGUCAAGCUCUUACGACUGAUGCAGUACUUCUCGCCAUCGGAGGACUCACAUGUCCGACAGCUUAUGCGCGACUCGUUGCAGGCAGUGCUGGAUAACGCGAUGGAGAUGCCGAAGAAUGUGCAGCAGAACAACGCCCAGAAUGCCGUGCUAUUCGAGGCUAUCAACUUGAUCAUUCAUCUGGACACUGAGCAUGAUCUCAUGGUACAGAUCUCCUCGAAGCUCGGAAAGUUCAUCGGCUCUAGGGAGACCAACGUACGAUAUCUUGGGCUGGAAGCAAUGACACAUCUCGCUGUAAGAGCAGAAACACUGGACCCAAUCAAGAAACACCAAGAUAUCAUCAUUGCUUCGCUUCGAGACCGCGACAUAACAGUCAGACGACAAGGUCUGGAUCUACUAUACAGCAUGUGCGACAACACGAACUCGGAGAAGAUCGUUCAUGAGUUGCUCAAGUAUCUCCAAACGGCCGACUACGCAAUCCGAGAAGAGAUGGUGCUCAAGAUUGCAAUCUUGACGGAGAAGUACGCCACAGAUGUCAAGUGGUAUGUCGACAUCAGUAUGCGACUGAUCGCAAUGGCUGGAGAUCAUGUCAGUGACGAAGUCUGGCAACGAAUCAUCCAGAUUGUUACCAACAACGACGAGCUGCAAAUCUAUGCAGCACAGAUGACACUGAAGUACUGCCAGCAAGAGCACUGCCACGAGACAUUGGUAAAAAUCGGCAGCUACAUACUUGGCGAAUUCGGACACCUCAUAGCGGACAGCAAAGGCUGCAGUCCAAUCGAGCAAUUCAUGGCACUACAGGGCAAGUUCAACUCAUGCUCUCCCAACACAAGAGCAAUGAUCCUGUCAGCUUUCGUCAAGUUCGUCAACUUGUUCCCGGAGAUUAAGUCGCAAUUAUUGCAAGCGUUCAAAACAUACAGCCACAGUCUUGAUUCCGAGCUGCAGCAAAGAGCAUGUGAGUAUCUUACGAUGGCCACUAUGCCAACAGAUGAUCUGCUCCGCACGGUACUAGACGAGAUGCCACCAUUUCCCGAACGUGCUUCAGCACUGAUUUCGCGUCUGGACAAGAAGCAGAAUGCCAUCGGCGACAAGCGCACAUGGUCCGUGACUGGCAAGGACGGCCUACCUGGUCUAGACCGAAGCGCAACACUCAAGCAAAACUUCUCAGGCAGUGGCCCAGCAGCUACAGCGACGAUCAAUGGUGCUAUCGCAAACGGCGCGGCCGCAGCUACGAACGGGAGAAAUGGCACUUAUACAAAUGGUGGUGCCGUGAAGUCGCCUACAGAAGAAUUAGCCGGCCUCGAUCUCUCGACCGGCAGCAGCAUGCCAAACCUCGCCAGCGCGUUACAUCUCUCCCCUGAUUGGGAGCAAGGCUACAAUCGCCUUCUACUUGCACCAUCAGGGAUACUGUAUGAAGACCCACAAGUGCAAGUCGGUCUCCGAAGCGAAUACCGCGCCGAUGUAGGAUGUCUCAUCCUCUACUUUACAAACAAGUCGACCGCUCCGAUCCAGUCAUUCACGACCACACUAGACAAUCGAGCAGGAGAACAGCUGAAGACCGACGUCAAGAGUAUACCCGAUACGACGGUCCACCCUGGUUCGCAAAGCCAACAGAUGAUCAUGUUCGAGGCGCGAGGUGUCUUCAGUCUACCGCCUACCAUCCGUAUAUCGUAUAUCGCUGGCUCACUGCAAGCUUUGACGCUGCAGUUGCCCGUGCUACUCAACAAGUAUAUGGAGUCUGCCACACUAUCCUCCGACGACUUCUUCAAGCGCUGGAAGCAAAUCGGUGGUGCGCCGCGGGAAGCACAGAGGAUCUUCCAGGGUCACGAUGUAAGCUACGAUCAUACUAGGAGAGUGCUCGAGGGCCUGAAGUGGGGUGUUUUGGAUGGUGUAGAUCCGAACCCGAGGAAUUUCGUUAGUGCUACGGUGUUGCAUACCGGUGCGGGCAAGUUUGGGUGUCUGUUGAGGUUGGAGCCGAAUGCGGAGAAUAAGAUGUACCGGCUCACGAUCAGAGCUACAGACGAUGCGGUACCGCCUAUACUGAUGAAGGCGAUGGAGGAGCGUUUGACUCAGCCAUGGCCGCAAUAG
Messenger RNA from Recurvomyces mirabilis, 2889 nucleotides. RefSeq lists its product as uncharacterized. Gene Ontology annotation, cellular component: AP-2 adaptor complex; membrane coat. Gene Ontology annotation, molecular function: clathrin-cargo adaptor activity. The record is from RefSeq and is a predicted model, not a curated record. Lineage: Eukaryota; Fungi; Ascomycota; Dothideomycetes; Mycosphaerellales; Teratosphaeriaceae. Gene Ontology annotation, biological process: intracellular protein transport; clathrin-dependent endocytosis. The transcript has 2 exons. The coding region runs from base 1 to 2889 and encodes 962 amino acids.